AUGGGCGCGGCUCGGACGUGCGUGCUUCUAAUGUUUAUUUUAGUUCAGUUGCAACUAAUCAAUACACAACCAUUUUUGGACUCACUGAUUUGUGAUAUCUUCUGCGAUGACGACGAUUCUUCCGAUUUCUGUGAAGAUUGUUCAAGUUCGGAGUCAUCGAGCUCGAGCAAACCCAGCGCUAGCUCUGCAGCCAAGAAGCCUUCGCAAAACAUUACAAUAAAGAUCCCUGCAUCGAAAGGUACAAUCUUGGACAUAUUCAAUAUUAAUGGUAUAUGGUCAGUAAACGUUGACGCUCAGGGUGACAAAGAUGAUGCAUCUUCGGUAACUCCGUCUACAUCAACUUCUUCAGCAGCUACAGCAUCCACAACCCCAGCAGCCACUACAGCAGCAGCUAGAAGGAAGUAG
Messenger RNA from Leptosia nina, 405 nucleotides. The record is from the annotation of a GenBank genome assembly. NCBI's taxonomy places the organism in Eukaryota, Metazoa, Arthropoda, Insecta, Lepidoptera, Pieridae.